This is a messenger RNA of Miscanthus lutarioriparius, 402 nucleotides long. NCBI's taxonomy places the organism in Eukaryota, Viridiplantae, Streptophyta, Magnoliopsida, Poales, Poaceae. The record is from the annotation of a GenBank genome assembly.
AUGGCGUUAACUAGGAUGGAAUUUUACAAAGAGCACCUUGCAUUAGCUAGCCUAUAUCUUCCUUUUGCCAUCCUCUCACUGACCAAUGGGCCCCAUGCAAUCAUCUCCUACCUCCACGCAAUCAUCCUCCAGCUGUUUUCCCUAGGGCACUUCUUGCAUCUGAAGGAAGCCAGGCCUCUGGGUGCCAGACUGUUGGAUAUAGGUGCUAACCAUGACGAUUGUAACGGGAUGAGGAUAUGCCUUGAGUUUGGUGUGAGGGGUUGUGAAAUUGAAAGAGCAGUUGUCGUUCAGAAGUCUACGUGCAGUGGAUUAAACAGGUGGCCUUUUCCAAAGCCAAUAAUUGUUCAACACUACUUUGGUGGAAAAUUUAUCCGUGACGAAUGGUUUACGCUGGACAUCUGA